AUGGCGGCGCAGAAUACAACUGUCUCCACCAAUAUAACGUGGAGUGACGGCUGCGACAACUUCGUGAACGCUUUCACCGUCGAUGUGAUUUCGGUCAUUAUUGGCACCUUUGGAAUACUUGGAAAUAUAGCUUUUCUUUUCGUGACGGCUCGUAUUAAGUCUCUGCAAAACGCGACUAACUAUCUACUCGUGUCGCUAUGCGUCUCCGAUCUAAUUUAUCUGACGGCCCACACAACACUAAGACCAAAUUGGUUACCAAACACCGAGCCAUCGUGGAAGAGAGUAAUCUGCGUUAAAGGUACCUUCACUACUUCCGUGUACACAACAUCUAUAUUAACGCUGGUGACCAUAAGUAUCGAGAGGUACAUUGGAAUAUGCAAGCCAAUGUUUUACAAAACUCGUGGCCUAGGCAACGCCAACCGAAUCGUACCUUUGAUUGUAUCGUUAUGGGUCAUCGGUUUUGCACAUGGAUUCUCUUACAAUUUGUACUGUUACUUCCCCACACAUUCGUACAACGAAACUGCCACCAAUUGGUCCUCGGCCAUUGUCAUGGGCAUUAUCUACUGCUCAUCUAUCAUUAUUGUCGUAGUCUUCUACUCGCUAAUCGUCCGUCAACUGAACUUAUCUACUGAACGCCACGAUCAUUCUAAGAAAAUCAUCAAAGAUAGAGCACAGGUUGUACGACUCUGUAUCGUGACUGCUGCCGUUUUCUUCAUAUGUCUAUUUCCGCGAACCAUAUUCCUGAUGGCCUACUUCCACUAUCUUUUCACCAAUGACGCCGACUUCUAUGAUGCAAUGAUAUGCUGGAACGAUCUGUUCAACCUCGUCUUGAUGAUUAACUCAGCUGUCAACCCAAUGAUCUAUAAUUUGACGUGCGAGCUGUAUAGAAGGGCUUUUUUACAGGCGUUUGGUUGCCGUAAGAUGCCACCUAAACGACGACCAAGCUGGAUGGCCACGUCUAGUCGACGAUAUUCUGACAUGUCUCGUACGUAUGUGACGCCAAACGGCGACAAAACAAAUGCACUGAAGCUGAAGAAGGAGAUAACACUGGAAGUCAAUCUCGAUGAUAUCGGUCGUUUAUCUGAUAACUCCGUCUGA
Saccoglossus kowalevskii is the source of this 1098-nucleotide messenger RNA. RefSeq names its product neuromedin-U receptor 2-like. Lineage: Eukaryota; Metazoa; Hemichordata; Enteropneusta; Harrimaniidae. Gene Ontology annotation, molecular function: G protein-coupled receptor activity. Gene Ontology annotation, cellular component: membrane. Gene Ontology annotation, biological process: G protein-coupled receptor signaling pathway. The record is from RefSeq and is a predicted model, not a curated record.